AGUUGUCGCAGAUUGAACGACGCGGCCGUUGCGACGGCGGAGAUGUAUCUGGUUCUACUUCCAUUGAUUACUAUUUUCUCCUCUAGGGUUAACUGGAAGUGGACAAAUGACGAUGACUUAGGAGGACAAUGCGACAAACGCGAUGUCGUUUGUGGAGUUUUUAAAUGGAGAAGAGAGAACGGUGUCGUUUUCCUUCAAAGAAGGGUAUAUAACUGGAGUGAUGGUAGGUUAGGGAGAAUUAGUUAGAAGGGAAGAUGGCGAGUUCGAAGACGAAAGUAAGCGAAGUGGAUGUAUCUCAAUUCGAUCACACUCCAUUUUACUGUGAGGAGAAUGUGUACUUUGUCUGCAAGAAACUGUGCCAGAAUGGAAUGGCAGAUGCUGAGGGAUCUGAUCUCUUUGUGGCUUUCAUUUCCAAUGAGAAGAAGCAGGUUCCUUUGUGGCAUCAAAAAGCUAGUAAGAGAGCAGAUGGAGUCAUCCUUUGGGAUUAUCAUGUUAUUUGCAUUCAGAGAAAAAGAGACGGUCAUUUAGUAUGGGAUUUAGAUUCGAGUCUUCCCUUUCCUUCUCCUUUGGCUUUAUAUGUAUCUGAAUCCAUCCGUCCAGAUUUUAAGCUCUUUUCUGACUACCAGAGGUUCUUUCGGGUCGUGCAUGCCCCAUUAUUCCUCCGUUACUUUGCAUCGGAUAGAAGACAUAUGAGAGAUUCUUCUGGGAACUGGAUAGCUCAACCUCCUGCUUACGAACCAAUAGUAGCUAAAGAUGGGACUCUGCACAACUUGAAUGAAUAUAAUGAGAUCAAGGCAUCUAAUGGGUCAGCGAAUGCAGGACUUGACUCGAUCAAAUUACUUUUCACUGAAAAACAUGGUGUGGUGAUAAGUGACAGUCAGCUGGAGGAAUUCUUUUCCAAAAUCUCUUGAUCUGCAGUGAAUUUCCAUAAGAUAAGGCUUGCAUGUGUGUGCGUUUCCCUCAAAUACAAUACCUGAACGGUACUUCUUCCAUGUUUGUGAGCGAAUGAAUCGCCGAAUUUUUGCAUUGUACAGUAUGAGGUAUUUCUGCUUAGUUUUAUGUGGCAGAAAUAUGAAUUGAAAUAUGCUUUUAUACAUACUGAGUCUGUGAGAAAAUCUCAAAUUGUAGUUAUUUGAAUUUGGUUUGAAUAUGUGGUUCUUAAUUUUCAUUCACCCUGUAUGGUUUAUGGCCACUCGCAUGCAUGUAUCUCAGAAGGACUCAUCUGAGAGAAUUUGGAGCCGAGUUCGACAUAUUAUAGCUCUGUGGAUAAGAAAUUUGCUUAUUUCUUAGGAAGGAUCAUGUGCGGCUGGUAAAGCUGUUGGGAACUUUCAUCUUCUUAUUUGUUACAAGGAAGAUUUGCUUCUUUUCCUGAAGGGUCUUUGCUUCCAGUAUUUGUUCAUUUCUUACAACUAUUUGUAGCAUUUUCAGUAUUGUGGUCCAGAGUCCUGAAGGCCAGAAUGAUGUCACUCAGUAUUGGUUACAGUUUAAAGCAUUUGAACUGCAAUUUAAUUA
This is a messenger RNA of Ricinus communis (castor bean), 1512 nucleotides long. RefSeq names its product protein N-terminal glutamine amidohydrolase. The record is from RefSeq and is a predicted model, not a curated record. Gene Ontology annotation, cellular component: cytosol; nucleus. Gene Ontology annotation, molecular function: protein-N-terminal glutamine amidohydrolase activity; protein-N-terminal asparagine amidohydrolase activity. The coding region runs from base 255 to 911 and encodes 218 amino acids. Lineage: Eukaryota; Viridiplantae; Streptophyta; Magnoliopsida; Malpighiales; Euphorbiaceae. The transcript has 6 exons.